CCAAAAUCAAAGGCAGGCCGAACCGUCCGUAUCAUUACAGCAAUGCCUACCACCGAGACCGACUCCUUACACGGCCGUAAGCAGCUUCAUGUAGCCAUGUUCCCAUGGCUUGCUUUCGGUCACAUCAUCCCUUUCCUUGAACUCUCCAAACUCAUAGCUCAAAAGGGUCACAGAGUCUCGUUUCUUUCGACCACCAGAAACAUACAACGUCUCCCCACCCUCCCUUCCCACCUCUCCCCACUCAUAAAUCUUGUUAAACUUACUCUUCCACAUGUUCCAGAGCUGCCCCGUAAUGCAGAGGCCACCAUGGACGUCCACACUGAUGAUAUUCCUUACCUCAAGAAGGCUUUUGACGGUCUUCUCCCGGAGGUCACUCGGUUUCUUGAGGAAGAGUCUCCAGACUGGAUUAUUUACGAUUUUGCUCCCUACUGGCUGCCGUCCGUUGCGGCUGGGCUUGGAAUCUCACGGGCCUACUUCUCGAUUGUCAACGCGUGGUUUGGCGCUUUUAUAGGACCAUCAUCCGACGACUUGAUAAAUAGUUCCGAUGGUCGAACAAAGGCUGAGGAUUUCUUGACACCACCCAAGUGGGUUCCUUUUCCGAGCAAACUAUGCUACCGGAAGCAUGAAGCCAGUUGGUUGCUUGGUGGCUUUUCAGUAAAUGCUUCUGGAGUGUCGGAUACAUAUCGUUCGGGUAUGGUUUUGAAAGGAUCCGAUUGUAUGUUCAUAAGACACUGCUAUGAAUUCGAACCUCAAUGGCUAACUCUUUUAGAGAAGCUACACCAACUACCUGUGAUACCCGUGGGGUUAAUGCCACCCGAAACACCCACCACCGUCGGCGAAGAGAAAAAUGACACGUGGAUGACAGUCAAGGCGUGGCUCGAUGGUCAACAAAAAGGUCAUGUGGUGUACGUGGCGUUAGGAAGUGAGGUUAUGGUUAGCAAAAGCGAGCUGGCAGAGUUAGCUCUGGGUCUCGAGCUUUCCGGGUUGCCAUUCUUUUGGGCUCUUAGAAAACCCGCAGGUUCCAAUGAGUCAAACUCGGUGGAGUUGCCAGACGGGUUCUUGGAACGAACUCGUCACCGUGCGGUGGUGUGGACGAGUUGGGCACCUCAGUUACAAAUACUGAGCCAUGCAUCGGUGGGUGGUUUCUUGACUCACUGUGGGUGGAGCUCAAUUGUGGAAGGGCUAAUGUUUGGUCACCCUCUAAUUAUGCUACCAUUUUUGGUGGACCAAGGUCUGAAUGCUCGUAUACUGGUGGACAAACAGGUGGGAAUAGAGGUACCUAGAAAUGAAGAAGAUGGCUCCUUCACCAAGGAGUCGGUGGCCAGAGCGCUGAGGUCAGCUGUAGUCAGUGAUGAAGGGAAGAUCUACAAGGCGAAUGCUAUGGAGUUGAGUGAAAUAUUCGGAGACACUAAGCUGGAAAAAAGGUAUAUUAACCACUUCAUAGACUAUUUGGAAAAGAAGAGGCGUGUUGUUGCUAUCAACAAUGAAACCUAACCAUAUGAAGUACGUAAGUUUUUUUGGUUAGUUUCGAUGAUCAAAUGUUGUUUGAAAUAAUUCAAGUAUUUUGCUUUGCAUAUAUGAAAUAACAAGCAACGUGUGUUUUGUA
Helianthus annuus (common sunflower) is the source of this 1606-nucleotide messenger RNA. RefSeq names its product UDP-glycosyltransferase 91D2. Gene Ontology annotation, molecular function: UDP-glycosyltransferase activity. The transcript has a single exon. The record is from RefSeq and is a predicted model, not a curated record. NCBI's taxonomy places the organism in Eukaryota, Viridiplantae, Streptophyta, Magnoliopsida, Asterales, Asteraceae. Bases 43 to 1494 code for a protein of 483 amino acids.